Molecule: messenger RNA, 1541 nt
Organism: Paramormyrops kingsleyae
Lineage: Eukaryota; Metazoa; Chordata; Actinopteri; Osteoglossiformes; Mormyridae
Gene: pcid2
Product: PCI domain containing 2
Biological process (GO): post-transcriptional tethering of RNA polymerase II gene DNA at nuclear periphery; transcription elongation by RNA polymerase II; poly(A)+ mRNA export from nucleus
Cellular component (GO): transcription export complex 2
Molecular function (GO): RNA binding; double-stranded DNA binding
Source: RefSeq, a predicted model, not a curated record
CUCUUCGCAGAUUCAAUUCACUGUAGCGCUAGUAUUUCAGUAAAGGCAUCACACGGGGGGCCAGCUGUGCGCUCCGUAACAGUUUUAAAUGCAAUCUGGUGUCUGAGAGUCUUUGUCGUUUCUGCCUGUGAAAGAUUGCAAUUGGAUCGGGAUCAAAGACCCUUCUAUUACACCACGGCUGUCAAAUGGCACACAUAACAUUGAAUCAGUACCUUCAACAGGCACUGGAAGCGAUAGAGAACAGAGAUGGAUCCUUCUGCGCGGAGCUGCUGUCAUUCAAGCACCCGCACGUGGCGAACCCCCGCCUGCAGCUCCCCAGUCCAGAGGAGAAGUGUCAGCAGUUGCUGGAGCCCCCCUAUGAUGAGAUGGUAGCAGCCCAUCUGAGAUGCACAUUCGCUGUGUCUAACCAUGAUUUUGUGGAGGCCUACCGAUGUCAGACCGUGGUGGUCCAGUCAUUUUUAAAGGCAUUCCAGGCCCAUAAGGAAGAGAAUUGGGCUUUGCCAAUGAUGUUUGCCGUGGCGUUGGAUCUGCGGAUAUUUGCCAACAACGCGGAGCAGCAGCUUCAGAAGAAGGGGAAAGGCAAGGUGGGGGACAUGCUGGAGAAAGCGGCAGACCAGCUGAUGGCCUGCUUCCGAGUGUGUGCCAGCGACAACCGGGCUGGCAUUGAGGACUCUAAGAAAUGGGGGAUGCUGUUCCUUAUCAAUCAGCUCUUCAAGAUCUAUUUCAAGAUCAGCAAGCUGCACCUGUGUAAGCCUCUCAUCCGAGCCAUUGACAGCUCCAACCUCAAGGACGAGUACAGCAUAGCUCAACGAGUCACAUACAAGUACUACGUUGGCCGCAAGGCCAUGUUUGACAGCGACUUCAAACCAGCGGAGGAAUACCUGUCCUUCGCGUUCCAGCACUGUCAUCGGUCCUGUCAGAAGAACAAGCGCAUGAUCCUUAUAUACCUGCUGCCCGUCAAAAUGCUGCUGGGUCACAUGCCAACUCUUCUGCUCCUGAAGAAGUAUGACCUCAUGCAGUUUGCAGAUGUCACCCGAGCUGUCAGCGAGGGGAACCUGCUGCUCCUGAACGAGGCCUUGGCCAAGCACGAGACAUUCUUCAUCCGCUGUGGCAUCUUCCUCAUCCUCGAGAAGCUGAAGGUCAUCACCUACCGGAACCUCUUCAAGAAAGUGUACCAGCUCCUGAAGACCUAUCAGCUGCCACUGGAUGCCUUCCUGGUGGCCCUUAAGAUGAUGCAAGUAGAAGAUGUGGACAUUGAUGAGGUCCAGUGCAUCCUGGCCAACCUCAUCUACAUGGGUCACAUAAAAGGCUACAUAUCUCACCAACACCAGAAACUGGUGGUCAGCAAGCAGAAUCCCUUCCCCCCACUAUCCACUGUAUCCUGAACUACAGUACCCAGAAAGCCCUGUGUUUCCUGUGCAUCCAUCGUCCCACCCCAGAGCGUGAACCAGACAGUAUCUGUGAAUAUUCUUGUGGAUUGUUCUUUUUUAUACUUGCAUUUUCUACUUCAAGUGUGAAAUAAAAUUCUGAAAUAUUUGUUA